Messenger RNA from Penicillium canariense, 1269 nucleotides. RefSeq names its product putative acid phosphatase. Gene Ontology annotation, molecular function: hydrolase activity, acting on ester bonds. Lineage: Eukaryota; Fungi; Ascomycota; Eurotiomycetes; Eurotiales; Aspergillaceae. The transcript is spliced from 5 exons. The record is from RefSeq and is a predicted model, not a curated record. Gene Ontology annotation, biological process: phospholipid catabolic process. Bases 1 to 1269 code for a protein of 422 amino acids.
AUGUUCACCAAGAAGAGCCUGUUCGCUUUCGUCAGCUGCUUGGCCUUGGCCGCAGCAGAGACCUCGACCGUGCAGUACCCUACCGCUGCGGAGAUUGAGGCCUCGCGCGAGUCUGUGCUGCCUUACUCGCCGGUCUCCAAUGUCCGGGGUCUUGCUUUCGACCGAUUUGUCAAUAUCUGGAUCGAGAACACUGAUUUCGACACCACUGCUGCGGACAAGAACUUUGAGGCGCUGGCGAAGGAGGGUAUCAUGCUGACCAACUACUUCGGCGUCUCUCACCCUUCGGAGCCCAACUACUGCGCUUCCGCUGCCGGUGACGACUUUGGCAUGGACAACGACGACUGGCACCAGAUCCCCGCCAACGUGUCCACCAUCGCUGAUCUGUUCGACACCAAGGGUGUUGCCUGGGGCGAGUACCAGGAGGCCAUGCCCUAUGCCGGUAAGCAAAAUAAGCUCUUUCGGUUCACCGGCUUCCGCUACCCGGAGUCCGGGCCGAACGAUUACGUUCGCAAGCACAACCCUCUGAUCCUGUUCGACUCUGUCACCAACGACGCGGUCCGCCCUCGUCAGAUUAAGAACUUCACCUCUUUCUACGAGGACCUGGAGCACCACCGCCUGCCCCAGCACAUGUUCAUCACCCCGAACAUGACUAACGACGCUCACGACACUAACAUCACCGUGGCCGGCGACUUCCUCGCUCGCUUCCUUCCCCCUCUUCUGCAGAAUGAGUACUUCACCAAGGACACCCUUGUGUUGGUCACCUUCGACGAGACCGCCACCUACAAGCAGGAGAACCGCGUUUACUCCUUCCUCCUUGGCGGUGCUGUCCCUGAGCACCUCAAGGGCACCCAGGAUGACACCUUCUACACCCACUAUUCGGUUAUUGCCUCGCUGAGCGCUAACUGGGGUCUUCCCUCCCUUGGCCGCUGGGACUGCGGUGCCAACCUGCUCAACCUGGUUGCUGAGAAGACUGGCUACGUCAACUGGGAGGUCGAUCUCAAGACCAUCGCCGAGAACGACUACCUGAACCAGACCUCCCCGGCCCGCUGUCUGAUGUUCUCUUCCGAGUGGCCUAUUCCUACUGUCCACGAGCGCUGCUCUGCUGGCCACGGUAUCCUGGACAUCGUCAAGAAGACCUACCACGGCCUCAAGCCUACCUACAACUACCUCAGCCCCAUUCCUUACAGCGCCGCUGCUGGCAUCAACACUGGUGUUGAGUACACCCGUACUCGAAAGAACGGCAAGAAGGAGCGCGGCAUCACCAACUAA